Messenger RNA from Protobothrops mucrosquamatus (brown spotted pit viper), 3605 nucleotides. RefSeq names its product pro-apoptotic WT1 regulator (gene PAWR). Lineage: Eukaryota; Metazoa; Chordata; Lepidosauria; Squamata; Viperidae. Gene Ontology annotation, biological process: apoptotic process; positive regulation of apoptotic process. Gene Ontology annotation, cellular component: cytoplasm. The record is from RefSeq and is a predicted model, not a curated record. The transcript is spliced from 6 exons. The coding region runs from base 85 to 1038 and encodes 317 amino acids.
GCUCGGUUAGUAAACCUCGGAAGGUCAGCAGCCACGUCGGGGCUCGUUGGGAGGGCGCAAAGGAAUCGGCAGCUUCCCUGAAACAUGGCCACCGGGGGCUAUCGGGGCAGCGGCGCCGCCACGACCGAUUUCUUGGAGGAAUGGAAGGCUAAGCGGGAGAAGAUGCGGGCCAAACAAGCACCGCCGGCCGGGGUGACUGACGGCAAAGUAGCCACCAAUAUUGCCACCAGCGGCAGUGGCGGCAGCACCGCCACCGCCGCCGAACUUAACAACAAUGGCAGCGGCGGCAUGAAUUGCGUUCCUCUGGCCAGAAACACUCCGAAGGAACCCCAGCCGACAGCCGGAACCAGAGCAGGAGGCGCGGAGCCCCCGGGGAGCAGAACCAGCGCGGCGCCAGCUUCUCCCGAGGAGGAGAAAGUGGCUCCCAAGGGCAAAGGCUCCUCCGGCCCCAGCGCCCGGAAGGGAAAAGGGCAGAUCGAGAAAAGGAAGCUGAGGGAGAAAAGACGCUCGACAGGUGUCGUGAACAUCCCGGCCACCGAGAGUUUGGAUGAAUAUGAUGAUGAUGAAGCAGGACAAAAAGAACGUAAAAGAGAAGAUGCAAUCACACAACAAAAUACAAUACAAAAUGAAUCUACUAUUUCGGAUCCAAAUGCUUCAUAUAUAUUACAGGACACAUCUAGAGCAAUUGGAAACAGAUACAAAAGCACAACACCAGAUGAUGAAGUUUCUAAUAGAUGUUCACGUACAGAUAGGACAGGAUAUAGCAGAUUCAACAGGGAUGCAAAUUCUUCUGGAAACUUUGUCUCAGCUAAUUCUUUGGAAAAGAAGAUUGAUGAUCUUGAAAAGGAUCUAGCAAAGGAGCGACAAGAAAACCUGAGGCUUGUGAGGAUAGCCCAAGACAAAGAAGAGUUGAUUGGAAAAUUAAAGGAGGAAAUUGAUUUAUUAAAUAGGGAUCUAGAUGAUAUAGAAGAUGAAAAUGAGCAAUUAAAGCAGGAAAAUAAGACACUGUUAAAAGUUGUUGGACAGCUGACAAAAUAGAAGACGGAAGCUGCCAAAAUAGAAGAUGGAAGCCUCAGUGAGGAAGGAAAUAUGAAACUACUGAUUUGAAUGUUUAAGGGUCAAGAUUAGGAUAUUUCCUUUGUGGCAAUAUGUCAAAACAAUUGUCUUUAUAUUUAUUAUUAAGGAGCAGGGAGAAAUGAUGAAUGUUUUACAUGAUGCUGUUACUUCUAAGCUCAUUCCCUUGAAUUUCCCAAAGUGAUUCAAAUGAUGCUCAUUGAGAUGCAUUAGGUGUUUCUAUAUAUUUGACCCAGUUAUACUUUUUAAAAAAUUCCUGAUUACAAAGGUCACAGUUAGUCAAUAUGGAGAUUACUUGUAGGGGAGGGGCUUUUUCCUGCUCUAUGAAUAGAAGAAAUAGGAAUAAAAUCUGUUUACACAGGGUCAAAAUAAGUAUUUUCGGAGAUAUUUGUUCUUUGUUUGAACAGGUAUAAAGUGCAUUACUGAUAUAAAACAUUUUACAGAGUGUUACUCUGCAAAAAUCUUGUAUGUUGUGAUUUUAUUUUAUACUUUAUCUGAAGUACUGAUAGUAAUAGAUAGUAUUUUCUGUAUAGAUGCUGUUUGAUGAAAAUGUUUUAUAAAUCAUAAAUAAAUCACCAAUAAUUAUCACAACUAAUAAGUAGUUUUUAGAAAAAUGUGUAUAUUGCAUACUACCACACAGAGCUUAUGUUUCCACAGGAAGAAUUCAGAGGAUGCCAUUUUUUGAAAUUUAUGAAUACUGUGAAGUACUUCAAAUAUUACAAUCACAGUUUAUUGGACUAAGAACAGUCUUUCUGAUUUUAUAUAUUAAAUUACAGUUUUCUGAUCUAGAUACAAUGGGAAUCAUUGCCUAACAAUAGUUUAACAAAUCAUAUAACCUUUGCAUUGGGUUGAGAAAUAUUAGUGUUCUUAGCCAAAUGACUAUAGACAAAAACUGUUCAUUUAAACCAUGCCUGUAUGAAUGGACUUCAUCCAAAAUACAUGUAUUAGGUUAGCAUCAAAAUAAGUAUGAUCUACCAAACUCUUAUAUGAUUCAUAGUGGUUUUUGAAUUGUGAUAAAGUUUUAAUUGAUAUAGUUUACAAAGGAAUUUUAUGAUUGUUCACCCCUCUAAAAGUAUUAUAGAAAACAUCUAGAAUAACACCAAUGCUUUUUAAAUAAAGUAUGUUGCAUGUUCUAUUAUAGUCUAGUGUCAGUUGUCUAUGUCACUGUUGUGCAACAAUUGUCUGUUCUGUAUAAGUUAGAAAACUCCAAAGUUGCAUUUUAGAGAAUAAUUUUUAGCAAGGAAACUUAAAUAUAACAUUUAAGCUUUCAAAAUACCUCCACUGCUUUGUCGGGCAAAUAGGAAAUAGAAAAAAAGUAGAGAAGGAAAAGUAGAAAAAAAUAAUCAGCUCCCCUGAUGUAGAGCUCUGAAAAACUCAAAAUCAGCAUUACCCUUGACUCUGGAUGUUUUUCUUUUGAGCAACACAGCUACCUUUCCUUUUGCUUGAAAAAAUAUAAUUGUGUUUCUAAUGAUCUAGCCUUUUCUGUUUUGAAAUCAGCUAUAUAGCCUUGAAAAAUACUUUGUCAACUGGACCUCUAAAGUAGCACUGGAAUUCAUAGGCAUCCUUAGUUGCUUCCUAAUGCCAAUGUUUAUGUACGAAAAGUGUAUUAAUAUUGCAAAGGCAAUCUCUAUUGAACAAAGUUAAUGUAGUCAACUUUUCCCCCAUGACUCACUAUUUGAGAAUAUGCACUAAUUUGUCCAUACCUUUUUUUCUCUAAUGAUUGCAGUUAUAGAUGCAGCAUACCAAAAAUGCUCUAUUAGUAGAUCACAAUGCUUAGCAACUAUGUAACUACUCAUAAUAGAUUACAUUUUUGUAUUUUUAAAGGCUGUAUAGGUGAUUUAUGACUGUAAUUAGGGUUCAAAUCUUGCCUGUUGAGUGAAGCAGUCAUUAAGUGAGCUGCCACAUGACUGCUUUGUCAAUUACUGCAAUCCCAGUAUCUGUCAAUCCCGGUUGCAGUCAUUAAGCUAGUUGUUAAGUGGAUGGAGCAAAAUCUUUCUGGCAGACACCCCUUUUACUCUCAAAUGUUUCUGUACACUACCAAAGGAUUUCAGCUCCAUUCCAAGCAUUGAGAGGAAAUUAUUUUUGAGACUGCAGGAACAAAGCUGAAAUCUUCACAAUUUCACUAACAUUUCUGCAGUUUUAAAGCAUCGUGUGGUCCUUGACUAGCAACAGCAACUGGGACUGCUAGAAUUGCCAUCCGUAAGCAAUAUGGUCACAUGGUAUCAUACUAUGCAGCUGCGUCGUUUAAUGAUGAUAAUUCUGGUCCUCGUUGCUGUUGUAAUCUGAGAAUUAUCUGUAGCCCAAAUUAAGAUACUCACCAGGAAAAAAACCAGUAAAACAAAGGAGAAUGAGACAAAAUAAAUUCCAAUCCCAGUGUAAAAGUCUUUAAGUGUAUUACUUUGAGAUGUUGGUAAAGAGAAUUGUAAGGAUAUAUGUCCCCAAAUAAAAUGUAUGGUUCAAAAAACUUAUAGCUUCUUUACAGUCUGCAAAAAGUAAUAUAUUCAGCUGAAAAACUACAUUUUAGAUUUUUC